CGGGAGGGGUGUGCUGUGUCAUGGCAAAAUAUGAAGAGGUGCCAGACCUCCUGCUGCCGCUAUUUAUACACCUUCUGCACGUGCUCACAUUCAAGGUUGAUAGAGAGAGCAUGGGCUGGUAUGAAUACAGGAAGUUACAUCAUGAACGGCAGAGAGGUUGCCCUCUUCUGGACUUGGAUGGGUACUAAAAGUGUGUGACCGUGCAAGUGUGUGUGAACAGAGGGCCUGCAUGCUUUCUCACAGCUCCUCUCCACCCAUGAAGGGCAGACACACACACACAUGCACUGACACACAGUUUGUGUAACGUGGUUUUCGCAGCAAGGACAGGGGAGCCUCCUGCAAUAGAGGGAAGCCUGGGAAAACAGCAGGAUGAACAGAAGAUGAGUCUGGAGAAGAUGUCACAGACUGGCAGUCUCUCCAUCUUUCUAUACUGGCAGGAUUCCCACAUGGCCAACAUCAUUCCAGAGUCCAUCUGAUGAGAUUUAGUCUCCGAGGACUUCCAGUCUGUUCCACUGCCACCUGCACAGUUGCAUUGCUAUUUAGUGCACAAAGGCACCAUGGGAAAUAUAGUUCAGUGCUGUCACACACUGUCAAACUACUUUAAGUGCAAGGAUGCACAGGCCCAGGGUGAGCCGGAGAGAUCCCCUCUGCUCUCCAGCGAAGAGAGUGAAUGUGACUCACCGAGCCUGCCCGACGACCCAGAGGACGAUCUGUUGACCGUCUCCACUGGUGUGACAAACCCUACCCUCGAACCCGAGAACUUCCUGUUUCCUGACAUCAUCCUGAGCAGCAACCUGGGAGGGGAAGUAACUCUGGUGGAGCCAAUGGUGUGUCUGCUGGUGUCUGAGGAGGAAGAGGGAGCGAGGGUCGAUGAGCCAGGUGAUGAAGGGCCAGAGAGGAGAAACAGGGGGUACUCUGAGGUUGAGACACAGACUGAAGUUGAGACACAGAUUGGCAUGGGGGUGCAGACUCAGACAGAGUCACAGACAGACGUUCAGGCACAGACAGAAAUAGUAGCGUACCGUAUUGAGACUGUGGGGAAAGAACUGACAAAUACUGGCAGCACGAAAGAUGAAUGGAAAAUACUGACACAAGUGGAUGUGCUCUUGGAGGCACAAACAGGCAUACAAACGUCACAAGAGAGACGCUCAGAGACAGAGAAACAACAGAAAAGUAUAGACUCUGAGUUAAAGGUGUCGGGGAAGAUGAAAAGCCACACAGAGAAAAACAAACUUGCCUUCAGAGAUGUAGACAAGAAAGCUGAACAGGGAGAACUGAAAGAGAAUCACAGCCACGAGGAACUGACCGCCACUUUAACAAAGCAUACGGUUAAAUCAGGACAAAAUACCGAGUUAAUGCAGGAGAUAAACACUGAUGAAGGGAAUGUCUUUAAGUUGAAACUGAAUACAGAGUUUGCUAAGACAGAGAACCACACUUUGCCGACACAGGAGAACGUUAAGGACAAAGAACAAAACAUUAAAUUAAAGUGCACUUCGGUGGUGCUGCCUGAACACAAUGUCAACAUCAUGGAUGAGAAGGUUGCUGCUGUGGAGUCGAAAUACAGCAUCAACAACCCUGAAACUGUGGAGAACGUUGACCCUGCUGAGCGUUGUGUAGACCUGACACAACAGAUUAAACAGGACAAUGAACAGAUGGGACAGGCGACUGUGGAUCAGGAUGUGAAUCAAAAGAGCCAGAAUGUUAUCCACACGAAAACAAACAUAAAUUUGUCCGAGGACCACACAGGUCAGACAGCGAAUCAGUCCAUUUUAAAGGCAGGUCAUAUUCAGAAAGACUUGCACCCACUGAAGAGAGAAGAGGACGACAACAAAACCGGUCUGCAGCAUGUUUUGGAAUCAGUUCUGCAACAGGUGGAGGAGAAGGAUGUAGAAGGGGCUGAGAUGAAGCCAGUUACCUUAUUUUCAGUUGACAGGCUGUUUUUGGCAGCAGCACACGUCAAAGCACCUCCAAAUCAAAUUGAAGAAAGCCUGGAGGACGAUCGCCCAGAGCAGUCUGAUGUUGAUAAAAGCAAACAGCUUAGCAUCCGUGACAUAGUCGAUCUCCAAGAGACCGGCUUUACUGUCAGAAUCCAACCUCCUGGAACAGAAAGUUUUGAGCUUCAGGUGUCAGGCCAGCUGUUGGUGGCGGAGCUGCACCAGGUGCUGAUGGAGCAUGAGAUCACCUGCCACCGCACAUGCUUCUCGCUCCAUCUGGGAGGUUCCCCACUUGACGGCCUCACAGAGCUACGCUCCAUCCAGGGCAUCCAGGACGGAGCGCUGAUCAAGGUGGUGGAGGACUCUUACUCAGUGCGUGAUGCUCGUCUUCAUCUCAGACAUGUACGGGAUCUUCUGAGGAGCCUCGACCCUGCAGACGCAUACAAUGGAGUGAACUGCAGCUCACUGUCAUACCUCAGCUUUUACACUAGAGAUAAAGAUGGGGAGAGUGUGGGCAACAGGCGAGCUUCUGAAAAGGAGUCUGUUGCCUGCAGGCCUCCAGAAUACAUCCUCCCUGGAUGUAAGGAUCGACCACUCACUCCACUGCAGCCCGUCAGAGAUGACUGGAAGCCCUUACAGUGCCUGCGGGUUCUGACCAUGAGCAGCUGGAACCCUCCUCCAGGAAACAGGAAGAUGCAUGGGGACUUAAUGUACCUCAAUGUCCUGACUAUGGAAGACAGAGAACUCAACAUCACAUCCUCUACACGCGGUUUCUACCUCAACCAGUCAACUGCCUUCAACUUCAACCCGAAACCUGCAGUUCCCAAAAUCCUUUGCCACUCUCUAGUCGAGCUGCUCAGUCAAGUCAGCCCGGCUUUCAGGAAAACCUUUAGUGCCCUGCAGAAGAAGAGAGUCCAGCAACACCCUUAUGAGCGGAUUGCAGGACCUUUCCAGGUGUUCACCUGGAUCGCCCCUCAGGGAGACCACUCCCUCGACUGUGUCAGAGCAGAGGAGACACACACCAGUCGGAUGGGCCAGGACGAGCACACAGCUGGGCAGAGUCGGGACUGGAAUGAGGAGCUGCAGGGAUGCAGGGAACUCACCAGGAACUCCCUUCAGGAUCGCCUGCACAGAGAGAGGAGCAUAUUCAAGACUAACAGUGACUUUGUUGAAGCUGCAACACGAGGUGCUGUAGCCGUUGUCGAUGGUAACCUCAUGCCGUUAAACCCCGGCGAGGCCCCUCAUAUGCAGAUGUUCAUCUGGAACAACCUCUUCUUCAGCCUGGGGUUCGACAUAUCUGAGCACUACAGCCCACUAGGGGGCAACACUGCUGCUCAUGCUGCUGCCAUCUGUGACCUGAGAGGAGCACAGGCAUACACAUCUGUCGAUAUAGAAGGGCUUCACACACUUGGGACAGCUGUGGUGGAUUAUCGUGGUUUGCGUGUUAUCGCUCAGACAAUUGUUCCUGGGAUUCUGGAGAAAAAUCAGGAGCAGAGUGUAGUCUAUGGCUCUAAUGACUAUGGAAAAACAGUUUUUACACACCCCAGAUUUCUGGAGCUUCUGGAUAAAACCAGUAAACCACUAAGAAUCCAGCGUCACCAGGUGCUCGACCACAGGAACAGUCCAGUAGAGCUUUGCUCUGGCAUCGAGACCAAAGGCAUCCUGGGUAAUGACGGAAGACCUUACAUCUUGGACCUUCUCCGGACCUUCCCCCCUGACCUUAACUUCCAGUUCUCAGAGACAGAGGAGAGGGGUGAGGUGCCAAAGGAGUGUCAGAGCUUUGGUUACCCACGCCGACAUCAUCACAGCCUGGCAAACCUAAGAUCUGAGCUGAUAGAGGCCUUCGUCCAGCACAGGUAUGAACUUUAUGUGAAGAUGGUGGCUCAGGGGCUGAGCCAGCUGGAAGAACAGAAUGAAGCCACGGAGCAGAGUGAGGAGCCAGUCUGUAAGCCGAGAACUGGAGAUACAGCCACUGCUGGUGCUGAUAUGGAGUUUCAGAGAAGAAAUGUGAUCAUGAAAGCUUGUAAAGCUGUCGGAUCAGUGAGUGACUCUUGCUUCGACAUCCGCUUCAAUCCAAAUGUUUGCUCUCCAGGUGUUCGUUUCUCCUCUGAGUGUGUUGAGGAGGUUCAGAGGCAGAGACAGUUGUUAUGGGAUGGGGCUGCUUUUCUUCUGUCUAAUCAGAUUCCUGCAGUGCUGAGGGACUGUCUUGACCACACAGCGGUGCCGGUGGAUGGGGCGACCCUGACCUCAGUGCUUCACCAGCGGGGUGUGAAUGUACGAUACCUGGGCACCCUACUGAGGGAGCUGGACAGGAUGGAGGAGAGAGGGAGACUCAGCCACAUACAGAGAAUUUCUAUCAGUGAAGUCAUCAUCAGAAGUGCAAAACACAUCUUCAGGACCUACCUACAGGAUGUGGAGCCUGCAGCUUUCUCCGCUGCUGUCAGUCACUUCCUCAACUGCCUCCUGAGUUCCUCUUCUUGUUUCCCUGACUCCUGCUCCGAUGAGCUACUCUCUCGCCGCAGGAGCCGACGUCGACGGAGUCACGGGAGUCGAGUUGCCUUGUUGACAGACAGUGUGUGGGCUAAACUGACCCCCAGUGAGCUGUGGGGCAGGAUCAGGACUGAGGCUGGAGAUUAUUACGACUACACAAUAGACAGUGAAAGUAUAGAUGAAGUACUAGAAAAACACAGCCUGCAGAGGAUCUCCCUACUGAGAGAGAUGGCCAUCAAGACAGGCAUCCAGGUGCAGCUGAGGGAGUAUGUGUUUGAGUCCCGACACAGGCCAGUGUUUGGUGAGGAGGAUGUUGUCAACAUGUUCCCUGUGGUCAAACAUCUCAAACCUACAGGAACAGAUGCCACACGCCUUGUGCAGCACGCCCAGGUGGCAGUACAGCAGGGGCUUCUCAAAGAUGGCUAUGAAUUGAUUAGCCAGGCCCUAACCCUGUUCAGCAGCGUAUGUGGGGUCCUGCAUGAGGAUGUGUGCAUGUGCCUGCGUCUCCUGGGACGGAUCAGCUACAUCUUGGGGGAAUAUGCAGAUGCCCUCAGCCACCAGGAAAGGGCUGUUAUGAGUAGCGAGAGAGUACAAGGUAUAGACCAUCCACAGACCAUACAAGACUAUACUCAUUUGGCUCUGUACUGCUUUGCUGGAGGCCGGCUUGCGACCUCUCUACAGCUCCUGUAUCGCGCUCGGUACCUCACCCUGCUUGUGAUUGGAGAAGACCAUCCUCAUGUCGCACUGCUGGAUAGUAUGCUCGGUCUAGUGCUUCAUGGACUGAUGGAGUAUGAGCUUUCCCUGAAGUUUCUACAGAACGCCUUCAUUUUAACCUCCAAAUAUCACGGUGCCACAUCCCUGAAACAUGCGCACAGUCACCAUCUGCUCGCCACUGUGUACGAGAGCAAAGGAGAGUUUCGAUCAGCUCUGCAACAUGAGAAAGAGGCUUAUUCAAUAUAUAAGAGCCAGGUUGGUGAGGACCAUGACAGCACAAAAGAAAGCUCUGACUACCUGAAGAGCCUCACUCAGCAGGCUGUGAUCCUUCAGAAAGCCAUCAACCACAUCUACAGUAACACGCCUACUUCCUGUAUUCCACCUCCAAAGUUUUCCAGACCAAGCCUUCCCACAAUCCUUCAGCAGCUCAACCUGACAUGUGGAAUCAUUCUUAUUCCCCUCAGUGCAAAAGAAAUUGCAGACCUGAGGACUGAGUUGAAAGGAAAAGUUCAAGUGGAAGAGCUGGAAAAAAAGACUUAAGAACUGCAGACGACAAAAAACAACACUGAACUGGACUAAAGGGACAAUAGCACAUCUGUGUUUUCAGCCAGACUUCUGAAAAUAACAAUGGCAAAUGAAAGCCGGGCAAAUCGCUGGUGUUAAUAAGUGGGUUAGCCUACUUUGGACAACAACUGUAUCCAAGUUAGUAUCCGUGGAGGACUGGAUCUGUAUCUAACGCCCUGCACCCAUGAUAUAGCUCCUGUUGGGCUGUAUGGGCUCCAUGAAUGAACUCUGCAAGCUGUAACAUUGAUGGCAAAGAUCUAUAACUGUCCUCAUUUUAAGAGAAAUGCAUAAACCUACAUAUAAAAUAAAAAUAUAGACUGAUUAUACCACUAGAUGAAGGAACAAGCACAGUAUGUUUACUUCUACUGAGAAUAUAGCAACAGUGUACUAAAAGAAGUACUGUCAUCUUGCAAUUCCCUGUGUGUCCACUGGGUUUCACACUUCUUGAACACUUCUUAGAACAUGAUAGAUGAUUUGUCUAUAUCUGAAUAUGAAAAUAAUCUUUAUGGCUGUUUUGGAUGUGUACCAGUCCAUCAUAAUUUAAUCCACUCGUAAUUAAUAUGUUAUGAAUAUCCAGGUGACUGUUGGGAAACUAUAAGCAUCUUAUGUCUUAUAUUCUACAAAAAAAAGUCCAAUUAGUAGCAUUGUAGUAACAUUGCUCCCUAAACUGGAAAUUAGAGUAUUAAACUUUGAACUUUGUAUUUUUAUCAAGUGACAUUUUGUGGAGUUGGUCCACUGACUGUGAUCUUAAUGAAGUUAAUUUUAGAUAUUACUCCAGAUAACUGCUAUUUCAAUGUACUCCAAUAUAUCCAUAGUAAGUUAUAUUUAUGGGUUAUGUUAUAAUUUCCUGGCAGUUGUUCCAUUAUUCACCAUCGAUGGAGAAGCUGAAUGAUUUGUCUUUCAGGUGACCUCCUCCCAACUAUAAACUGUGUCCUGCUGCUCAUCUCACUUGUUUACAAUUAAAAAAGUGUGCCAUGUU
Molecule: messenger RNA, 6681 nt
Organism: Dicentrarchus labrax (European seabass)
Lineage: Eukaryota; Metazoa; Chordata; Actinopteri; Moronidae
Product: clustered mitochondria protein homolog
Exons: 30
Coding region: 558-5678 (1706 amino acids)
Biological process (GO): intracellular distribution of mitochondria
Cellular component (GO): cytoplasm
Molecular function (GO): mRNA binding; protein binding
Source: RefSeq, a predicted model, not a curated record